This is a messenger RNA of Candidozyma duobushaemuli, 678 nucleotides long. RefSeq lists its product as uncharacterized. The transcript has a single exon. Gene Ontology annotation, biological process: maturation of SSU-rRNA from tricistronic rRNA transcript (SSU-rRNA, 5.8S rRNA, LSU-rRNA). The coding region runs from base 1 to 678 and encodes 225 amino acids. NCBI's taxonomy places the organism in Eukaryota, Fungi, Ascomycota, Pichiomycetes, Serinales, Metschnikowiaceae. The record is from RefSeq and is a predicted model, not a curated record. Gene Ontology annotation, cellular component: preribosome, small subunit precursor; nucleolus.
AUGCCUAAAGCUCACGGUCGGUAUGACCGGUACAACACCGAUCUCAGCGAUGUUUUCGGCUCUUCUGUUCGUGCCAAGAAGCAAAUCAGAAAUAUAGAAAAUUUGCUUCAAAAAGACGAUCUCCCUGCUGAUAUUAGAAUCGAAAAGGAAAGAGCCUUGAAGGCCUUGAAGGUUGAUUUGAAGCACAGACAGUUCAAUUUGAAGACAAAGGAGCGUGCAAAGAAGUACCACAUGGUCCGUUUCUUUGAGAGAAAGAAGGCCAUCAGAAGGCUCAAACAAGCCACCAAGGCCCACAACGAGGCAGUCGAAUCGGAGUCCAAGAAGGAGACCAAAAAAGCCAGAAAGGUGUUGAAGCACGCCCAGAUCGACACUGCUUACGUGUUCAUGUUUCCCAAAUCUGAGAAAUACGUUUCUUUGUAUCCACCAGAACUCAGCGCUGAAGCCAAACAGGACGACAAUGUCAAAAAGGGUGCCCAGCGGACCGAGGAAAGAAGACUAGCAUACCGUAAGAAGAUGGAGGAGCUCAUCGACAGCGGAAAACUACCUUUCACUUUUGAAGACGUCUUGGCCGGUAAGACAGUGCAGGUGGAGAAUGCAACCUUGCCAGAGCAAGAGGAGGAGAUCGAUGCCCCACAGGAAAAACCACAGGAAGAGGAGGAAGACGAGUUCUUCGAGUAA